Molecule: messenger RNA, 228 nt
Organism: Scutellospora calospora
Lineage: Eukaryota; Fungi; Glomeromycota; Glomeromycetes; Diversisporales; Gigasporaceae
Source: the annotation of a GenBank genome assembly
AUGACCAAAACUAAAUUAAAAACUGGCGACCAAGUAAAAGUUAUUACCGGCAAGCACCGCGGAACAAUUGAUUAUAUUUCCCGUCUCGACUUGAAAGAACAAGUAGUCUAUUUAAAAAAAGUUAGUCGAAAAAAAUACGAUAAAUCCACACCCGAAAAUAAGAAAAAAAGUGAAUUAAAAGAAAUUAUGAUCCCCCUUCAUAUUUCUAAUGAAAGAAAGUACGGAUAA